Molecule: messenger RNA, 2091 nt
Organism: Tetranychus urticae (two-spotted spider mite)
Lineage: Eukaryota; Metazoa; Arthropoda; Arachnida; Trombidiformes; Tetranychidae
Product: glutamyl-tRNA(Gln) amidotransferase subunit B, mitochondrial
Biological process (GO): glutaminyl-tRNAGln biosynthesis via transamidation; mitochondrial translation
Cellular component (GO): mitochondrion; glutamyl-tRNA(Gln) amidotransferase complex
Molecular function (GO): glutaminyl-tRNA synthase (glutamine-hydrolyzing) activity
Source: RefSeq, a predicted model, not a curated record
UGUUUUGUAGUGAAUUUUCAACCAAUGUUUUCUUAAUUCCUUAUCAUUUGUUGUUUCGAGAUUUCGACUUUUCAUUUAAAACGCAAUAGGUCAAUGGUUCUAAAUCUAAUUGUGUUUUGUUAUAGAAAUGGCCAGAUUUAGUUAAUCCCUUAGCAAGUUGGAGUUUAAAUUGGCCGGGUCUUAACGAGUCUCCUUGCUGCUUUCACAUGGGUUAAUGUUUACAAAUUUGUUUUUUUUUAAUUUUUUUUGUUUUUCUGUUAAACAAUGUCAUUAAAACUGCAAAGCAGGUUAGUUACUAAUUUAAACUGGGUAGCAAAUCACGUAAAAUCACAUUUCAGAAAAAGAUCGACUCUUUCAUUAUCGGAUGGUUAUUCGGCUUUAAUUGGAUUAGAAGUUCAUGUUCAAAUCAAUGCUUCUUCUAAAUUGUUCUCAAGAAGUUCAAAUGACUAUCUUAGUGCUCCAAACAUCAAUGUUUCACUAUUUGAUGCAUCUAUACCUGGUACUCUUCCCGUUAUAAAUCAGUACUGUGUUGAAUCGGCUAUUAAAAGUGGAAUUGCUCUUAACUGUUCCAUUAAUGAAAAAUGUCUAUUUGAUAGAAAACACUAUUUAUAUCCAGAUUCCCCACAUGGAUUUCAAAUAACUCAAAAACGAGAACCUAUUGCCACGGAUGGCUAUAUUAACUUUGUUUUGCCAAAAACCAAGGAUCGAGAAAGCGAAAUAAAACGUGUUAACUUAAGGCAAAUUCAGUUAGAGCAAGACACUGGUAAAACUCUGAAAGACAUCAAAACUGGUGCUGUUUACAUUGAUCUGAAUAGAUGUGGGGUUGGCUUAAUGGAAUUCGUAUUUGAACCUGAAUUGUAUAAUCAAGUCGAAGCUUAUCAUCUUGUCAAAGAACUUAUUCACAUCUUGACGAGGAUUGACACUUCAACCUGCAAAAUGGAGGAAGGAGCUUUACGUGUUGAUGCUAAUGUGUCAGUAUCUCCCAUUGAUGGACCUAUUGGUAAUCGAGUAGAGUUGAAAAAUCUCAACUCUUUGCAAAGCUUAGCAAAAGGAAUUGAAUUUGAGAUAUCUAGACAUUUGGAAGCUUUAAAGAAGGGCUUACUUGUUCCCAGUGAGACUCGUUUUUAUGAUCCUGUUCGCAAAAAAACUUUCCCUAUGAGAGAUAAAGAUAAUGUUGAAGAUUAUCGUUAUAUGCCUGAACCGAAUCUGCCUCCAUUAGAAUUAUCAAAUGACAACAAUGUUGCAGAUAUUGAUGAACAUCAAGUGAUUUCCAUCGCCAAAAUCAAAGAAACAAUGCCAAGUUUACCAGAUAAUGAACGAGAAGUUCUAAUCAAUCGAUUCAAAUUAUCCAUUGAGACCGCACAAUUGAUUGUUGCAUCUGAUUUGUUCCCGUUUUUUAGCUCAAUCAUCGAUUUGAAUCCUAACUAUCCUGUCGCAAGAAUUGGUUCAUUUGUUGCAAGAGAUUUAUCGGCUAUUCUCAAUGACAACCGAGUAAGAAUAGAUGAAGUUGGUCUGACUCCGCAAUUUAUUCUCGAAGCAUUUCACUUGGUUGAACAGGGAGUUCUUACGAUGUACAUUGUUCAAGAUAUAAUCCAGUUAGCAAUAAACGGUGACAAGCGAAGUGUACGAGAAAUUGUAAAAGACCAUGGCUGGUGGCUAACACAGAAUGAGAAGGAAUUAACUGAAAACUGUUUAAAGAUAGUUGAUGCUUACCCAAUUGCUGCAUUUAAUGCUAAACGAAAUAACCAGUAUUCAAUAGAUUGGCUUUGUGAACGAGUUUUGAAAGAAACCAAUUUAAAAUCGACUCGUAAUGUGGUUAGAACUAUAAUUAAACUAAUUUUAGAAGGGCGAGAUAUUAAAGCCAUGAAAAAAGCUGCAAUUAAAGCAGAUAAGCAAAAUAAAGAGGAAGAUUUUUUAAUUGGCUCGAGCAAAGAUUCAAUUUAAAACAUUAACUUUGCUAUUAACUUUAUCUUUAUUCAGUCAUUUUGUUGAUAUAAAUUUUCCUAUGUCGAAAGAUGCUCAUCAUUUGUAAAUAAUUGUUUUGUAGUUAAUUUAAAACUAAAUUGUUAUUAAAUACCUAAUAAAUUUAAA